Messenger RNA from Peromyscus eremicus (cactus mouse), 871 nucleotides. It is a transcript of the gene Mcts1, whose product is annotated as MCTS1 re-initiation and release factor. The record is from RefSeq and is a predicted model, not a curated record. The transcript is spliced from 6 exons. Gene Ontology annotation, biological process: formation of translation preinitiation complex. The coding region runs from base 184 to 732 and encodes 182 amino acids. Gene Ontology annotation, molecular function: RNA binding. NCBI's taxonomy places the organism in Eukaryota, Metazoa, Chordata, Mammalia, Rodentia, Cricetidae.
GGAGUCUGGGUGACAGGAAGCAAGAAGCCUGUCAAACCUAUUGCUUAGCUGCCAGAUUAACCUUGUCUUAAAAACGUGAUAGCCCUUUGUGCUAGUCAGUGUAAGGAAGACAAAAUUCUUUGGAAACCUACCCAGUGGGUUUGUCUUUCAGAUUUGAUAGGACGCAAAAGGCAAGGGGGGAACAUGGGAAAAGGAAGAUUUGAUGAAAAAGAAAAUGUGUCCAACUGCAUCCAGUUGAAAACCUCGGUUAUUAAGGGUAUUAAAAAUCAAUUGAUAGAGCAAUUUCCAGGUAUUGAACCAUGGCUUAAUCAAAUCAUGCCUAAGAAAGAUCCUGUGAAAAUUGUCCGAUGCCAUGAACACAUAGAAAUCCUUACAGUAAAUGGGGAAUUACUGUUUUUUAGACAAAGAGAAGGGCCUUUUUAUCCAACCUUAAGAUUACUUCAUAAAUAUCCUUUUAUCUUGCCACAUCAGCAGGUUGAUAAAGGAGCCAUCAAAUUUGUCCUCAGUGGAGCAAAUAUCAUGUGCCCUGGCUUAACUUCUCCUGGAGCUAAGCUUUACCCUGCUGCCGUAGAUACUAUUGUUGCAAUCAUGGCAGAAGGAAAGCAACAUGCUUUGUGUGUUGGCGUCAUGAAGAUGUCUGCAGAAGAUAUUGAGAAAGUCAACAAAGGAAUUGGCAUUGAAAAUAUCCAUUAUUUAAAUGAUGGGCUUUGGCAUAUGAAGACAUAUAAAUGAGCCUCAAAAGGAAUGUGCUUGGGCUAAAUAUGGAUACUGUACUAUAUCUGUGUUUGUGUCUGUGUGUGACAGCAUGAAGACAAUGCCUCUGUGCUUAUGCUGAAUAAAUUCUAUGGAUGCUAAAAUUCUAUUAGCUUCA